Candoia aspera is the source of this 3894-nucleotide messenger RNA. RefSeq names its product cation channel sperm-associated targeting subunit tau-like. NCBI's taxonomy places the organism in Eukaryota, Metazoa, Chordata, Lepidosauria, Squamata, Candoiidae. Bases 19 to 3801 code for a protein of 1260 amino acids. The record is from RefSeq and is a predicted model, not a curated record. The transcript is spliced from 7 exons.
GUCAUCAAACCACGGCAUAUGGAUUACCCUGCUUUCUUAUCUCCAGAUCUAAAGGUCACAGUUGGGGGCCCUGAGUUGGAGACUCCUAGAGAAAGUUCAGAGCACUACAAAACCCUUCAGAAAGCUUUGAAAGAACCACCCCGAGCUAGACUGGAGAAAAUGAAAAAAGAAUAUCGGACAUUAAGAACAUGGCGUGAAAAGGCUGAGUAUUUAGACCAGCUGAUUUUAAAAAGAGGACCAAAAUCAAGACCUCAACCAAAGAAAUUUUCAGGUAUUCCACCUGACUUAUCUAAUAUGUAUUUACAAAUUCCUGCACCGGUACCAUCCCGUGUUGAAAGUGACUCAGAAGAACCAGCGAAAAGUGAAAUUUGUACAUCGGCUGAACAAGUUGAACUUCCAGAACUGAUUGUGGUAUCUAGCAGGCCCCAUUCACCAAGACUUUCAUCUGACAGAGCAAACCUGGAACAGAAGAUUAAAAGAGAACAAAUUUCUCACGUGUCUGAAACUUCUCUAUCUAGUUCUGGAGAAAUCACAGCAGAGUUUUCAGACAGCGGUGAUUCUGAACCCACUCCUCUUCCUGGUCCUAGAAGUAAAAUAGUACGUGAAGAGAGAUCUGUAAAAGAAGCACCUGCCUUGGACUAUCUAUCAGAACCAAAAGAGUUGCCUUCUAAGACUUCAAAGGAAUCAUUUUCUGUUUCUGAAAUUCCUGUGAGAAUCUCAGAUUCAGUUGUUGAACCAGAGCAGCAAUGGCCAUGGAAAGAGGUUACGUUCCAAGAUGCAUUUUUUAGUGGAAACAAGUUUGAACCCUUCCUGAGACGUGUUUAUAAAGUACAGCCACCUGCGCUUAGUAAAAACACAGUAGACUAUUCCAUUCUUUUAGAAAAAACAUACACACCUGUUGAUGUCAAAGAACAAGAAGACCAGGAUCCACCUCCGGAUCUGUAUUUGACAAAAGUAGACAGUGGCUUAGACCCCAAAUUAGUCAGAAGUGGUGAGCAACUUUCAAUAUUAAGACUUAUUGAAAAAAAAAUGGAUUUAGAAGAGGAAGAGAAAGUUGCAGUGCUAGAUGAAGAAGAAACGAAGCCAUCAACUACAACUUCGGAGUUGUAUACAAAGCCACGAGGGGAUAAGCUAUCAGAUGCAGAAAUAAAACAGGUUAAUAUUUACUUCAGAAACUCCCUCGAAUCUUUUCUUGUUGAUAAAGUUGUAAAAGUGGUAGCACUUAAAUCACUUUUGAGCAAAAACAUUGAAAACCUAGUUGCAGAGAGACUUUCAGGAACAGAGUCACCCCAAGAAUUAGAAGACAGCAGCACAUUAGAUAACAGAGUGAAAUGUUCUCUGAAAGAAAUAACAACUAGUACUACAGAUACGUUUUUAGAGCCAGACAUUAGUGAACUGAAAGAUGCUGUGAGUCAACAUUUGCAGGCUCAACUUAUAGAGAAAUUUUCUGAAAAAGGUAUAAUCCCAGAUAUGGCACCAUCAGAGAACAACCAGAAGGUGUCUCUCCAGAGUUCUAGUGAUUUGCUCAAGAAAAUAAGUUUAUUGAAAGACGUAACUUCACAAACUGAAAUAAUAACAAUAAAAUCAUUAAGUGAUAAUGAAGUAAGAGAACUUUCCAAAUCUGAAUCCAUGUACAGUAAAGAAAUGAGUCACAAAAACAAGCCAGUAUUUACAGAGGCAGAUUUAUCUGAAGGCAGAAAAGAUGAUCACAAGGAGCCUAUUUUACUUCCUCCUAAAAGCCAAGCUAGUCUAGUUGAAGAGCCAAAAGUGGAUUUAAAAAAUACACCCUCAAAAAAGUCAUUAGAAAUCAUUAGAGUAAAGUUACCGUUCAGCACCGAAACAGAUAAUAUAAAAAAAAAUGUUUCCCUCCAUGAUACCCUCCUUCAAAAGAUUUUAAAAGCAGAAAUCAAAAGUUUAAAAUCAUUUUUAAGCAAAGGGAUUCAGGACCACCUUAAGGAUAAACUUUCAGAAACUGGAUUAAGUGAAGAAGACUUAGAAACUGUGUGCCAGAAGUUGUCCUUGAAUGUGAGGGAGAAAUCUAAUGAGGGCUUUGAUGACAGUGUGUUAAGCAAAAGUAUUCAAAACCUUUUUGAGGUACUUUCAGAGAAUGAAAUUGCCAAUUUAAAGUCUGCAUUGAACAGGAAGAUCCAAGACCAUCUCUCAGAGAGAAUUUCAGAAAUUGGACUGAUCACACAGGAAGAGUUAAGGAAAAUACUUGAAACUGUGUUUCCAGUUGUAGCCAAAGAAACAGCACUCAGGGCAGCUAAAGGACCAGAUUUAGCUGGAGAAGGGCAAAGUGUACAGCAACUAUCCCAUGUAACCCAGAGUCUGCAAGACAGGUUCUCUGAAGAAGAACUGCAAAAUCUAAAGUCUCUCUGCAACAGACUUUUGAAAGAAGGCCAUGGAGACAAACUUUCAGAAUUAGAAAUGAAAGGUAUAGCAACUGUUUUGCAAAAAAACUUCGAGGUGCUUCCUGCACCAAGCAGUUCUGAAACUGGGAGAAGCAAAGAAGUGGAAAUAAAGGAUGUGGAUCAUGAAGUAUCUCUUUCAAGUAUUGAAAGCAUUUCAAAAGUUAGUGAGGUAGACUUACCUGACAAAGCAAAACAUCCUUCAUAUGAAAACCUUCCUAAUACUUCAACUGCAGGUGAAAAAUGUAGAAAGGAAAGUCUAGACCUUCCUACGAACAGUAGUUUCGAAAUACAGACAAAGAACCAAGAAACCCAGACGUCUCUUACCAAAAAAGUGAAACCGACUUCUAAAAAAGAACGUUACAGAUUGCCAGGUUACCCUGAUAAUCUGGAGGUGUCAGAUUUGAAGAGAAGGUCCUUUGAAGAAAUAUCACAAAACAAGCCUCAAAAGGAACCAGUGAAGAAAAUAUCUGAACCAUUUGCCUUUUCCUCUUUUUUGAGUGCACAUGACAUUGGAGCCCAAACUGAAAUUAAAAAUUAUCUUUCCAAGUCUCCAAAUUAUCCUUCUAAGCCUCCCUUUCCAGUGAACCCUCAGACUUUUCUUUUUUUACACCCAGAUUCUGAGGAAGAAGCAAAGCCGGCCUGCAAGUAUCAUCAAAAGGCCAAAGUCAAGAAGUCUGAUAGAAAGAAGGAUGCUGCGUUGCACCACUCACAGCAAGGAGGGCCAAAUCCUUCAGUCAAAAAAGAAAAGGCAAAUAGCAGAAGUCUAGCUAAGGAUGUUUUAAAAGAAAAAGGCAAAAAACAUGGUGAAUUGUCUUCUAAAAAAUUGGGCACAACAGAAAACAAGAAGGAUUCAAAAACAAUAUUAUCUAUGAGUGGUGUAAGAAAGGAAAGCAUGAAACAGAAGCCUGAGAAGAAACGUGAUAAUGAAGUCAAACCAAAAAAAUCAUUUAGCAAGACGGCUACCCUGUCUGAUUCACAACUAUCAAAAAAUGUUCAAGAAAAAUCUUCUACAAUUAAAUUUCCUACUACUGGGCAUACAAAAGCAAAUUCAUUGAACUCUAUAGGCAUAGAAGAUUUAGAUUUGGAAGCUUACAAGCAUCUUGAAAAAGCAAUCGAAAGAGCACUUCUUGAUUUACAAGGCGUUGAGGAAGGGAGCUGCAGCCAGGGAAGAUCAAUUUCUGCUCCAAAUGUUGCUGCUCUCAUGUCUAAAGAUGCACUUCGAUCAUUUCCUUCUGCACUGGAGACGCCAAGAAAUCAAGCAGGCACAAUAUCAGACAUGCUCAACAACCAGGACCAAAUCUUAAAAAUGACACCUGAGCAGUUGGAGGUUGUUCUUAAGGUUCUCCACAAAAUCCUGAGGCAGAACUCUAGACCCCCAAAUAAUGGAUGAAUCUUAGACUUCUGAUCCUCAGCCAGCUAGAAGUGUACUUUUGGGUUACAAUUUUCCCCUGGCCAUAAUGAAAAAUAAAACACUCUUAGUACA